This is a messenger RNA of Thlaspi arvense, 2719 nucleotides long. NCBI's taxonomy places the organism in Eukaryota, Viridiplantae, Streptophyta, Magnoliopsida, Brassicales, Brassicaceae. The record is from the annotation of a GenBank genome assembly.
GGCUCGAGUGAGGAGUAAGGAAGUAACAGCUGGCAAUAUUGGGCCUUUGAGUAAAGGCCCAUUUCGUUUGCCCACAUCAAAGCUUAAUUUGUUUUGUUCAGCGAUUGACUUCUCUGAAACCAUAAGGUUUGGGGGUUUAACGACGAGGGUUACCAGUCUCCACCAUUUUCCCCCGAAGAAGACGACGAAGCUUCAACCACUCUUUCCAUUAAUUCGCCUCUCGUUAUAUGAAUCGCACAGACUCAUUUUUCAUCACCCAAAAAUGCGUCGAAGCUUCUCUAUCUUAGCUCCUUGCAAAUGGCUCAAACAUUCUUCUGCUUGUACCAACGUUUACUGCUCCUUCACAAACCCCGUCCCUUCUAAACCUAACAUCUCUCCGAUUUCACGAUACCUCUCCUACUUCGCGCCUCAGCGACGACAGCAACAGUCCCCAGAUCCCGACGAUCCAGCGAAUCUACUGAAAGAAGACGGAGUCUCUCUCUGUUCUCAGAUGUGGCUCGAGAAUUUCAAAGAGCCGGACAAAACCGCGACCAAUUUGGCCUCGUACCUCCGGAAAUUCGAGCUAUGGGUAUUAGCUUAUCAGAAAGUCUCCUGUGACGAACUGGGUGCUUACGUGCCUCGUAGCUCGAUCCAGAGAUCAGCUCUAGAGAAUCUCUUAGCUCUUAGAAACUCUGUUCUCGAUGAUCGGUUUAAGUGGGGAGCUCGUUUGGAUUUCUAUAUAAAAUCUCCUAGGGAUAAAACCGAUUACGAGUCUUUAUCCAAGAGGAAGAUCAAAGCUAUCCUCACCACUACGCAACCUACUCCUUUCCAGGAUAGGAUUGUUCAAGAAGUCUUGCUGAUGAUAUUAGAACCGAUCUACGAAUCGCGCUUUUCGCAGAAGUCGUUUGCGUUUAGGCCAGGGAGGACCGCGCACACGGUUCUCAGAGUGAUUCGGAGGAACUUCGCUGGCUAUUUGUGGUAUGUCAAAGGCGAUUUGAGUGUGGUUUUGGAUGGGAUGAAGGUUGGUUUCGUAAUUAGCUCUCUGAUGAGAGAUGUUAGAGACAAGAAAGUGAUAGACUUGAUCAAAUCCGCGCUUGUUACUCCGGUUGUAACGACGAGCAGAGCUGAAGAUGGGGAGAAGAAGAAGACGACGAAGAGGAAGUACCAGAAGAAACGAGUUUUGGCCGACGACGAGCCUAAACCUGAUCCUUACUGGUUAGAGACGUUCUUCGGUUUCGCUCCUGAAGAAGCUAACAAGUCUCCGCAAUGGGGGCACUGCGGGAUUCUUAGUCCUCUUUUGGUUAACGUAUGCCUCGACGAGCUCGACCGUUGGAUGGAAACGAAAGUGAGAGAUUUCUACAAACCUUCGAAAAGCGAUGUUAUUUGGAACAACCCGGAAGGAGAAGCUGACCAAGGGAACACAUCGUGGCCUGAGUUUGUCCCCACGAGCGGUCCUGACAAGACGAGGAAGAUGGAUUACGUUAGAUACGGUGGUCAUAUACUGAUCGGGGUACGUGGACCACGAGCUGAUGCUGCGACGUUGAGGAAAGAGCUGAUUGAGUUUGUCGAUCAGAAGUAUAUGCUUAGGCUGGACAACGAGAAUCUCCCUAUAGAGCAUAUAACCAAAGGUAUAAUGUUUCUUGAUCAUGUCCUGUGUCGCCGAGUUGUGUAUCCGACUCUGAGGUAUACAGCCACGGGAGGGAAGAUCAUAAGCGAAAAAGGCGUGGGGACGCUUUUAUCCGUUACAGCGAGCUUGAAGCAAUGCAUCAAACAGUUUCGAAAACUGAAUUUCAUAAAAGGAGAUCGCGAUCCUGAUCCUCAGCCUUGUUUCAGAAUGUUCCACGCAACUCAAGCUCAUACGAACGCGCAGAUGAACAAGUUCUUGACGACUGUUGCUGAGUGGUAUCGGUUUGCGGAUAACCGGAAGAAGAUUGUGAAUUUCUGCUCUUAUAUCAUCCGUGGCUCGCUUGCUAAGCUUUAUGCUGCUAAGUAUAAGCUUAGGUCCAGAGCCAAAGUGUAUAAAGGCUCCGGUAGGGAUCUGAGGCGUCCGUUGAAGGAGAAGAAAGGUCUUUCGCCGGAAUAUAACAAUCUCUUGAGAAUGGGUCUUGCUGAAUCUGUCGACGGGCUUGUUUACACGAGAAUGUCUCUUGUUCCGGAAACGGAUUACUCGCCUUUUCCGGGUAACUGGAGACCCGAGCACGAGAAGUUUCUGAUGGAGUACUUGACGCUCGACGAGCCAAAGACGUUGGAAGAGCAAAAGAGGUUUAUUAGAGAGAAUGGACUCGUCUCGCCUCAGGAUUACACGUCGAUGCUGGUUUGGAACUAUAAAAGAAAUGCUAUUCCGAUGGAUCAGGUUUCGAUUCUAAAGGAUCAACCUUUCUUGUUGGGGUCGUCAAGUAACUUCAACCGCGACGAUGGUGAUGAUCAGAAGAAUAAAGAAGAAGACGAAGAUAGCGAUGAUGGGCUUCACAUUGCACGCAUAGGCUACGAACAUUGCUUCAACAGUGAGCAAGCCGCUUAUUACUGUAAUAAGCUCAUUUCAUUUCAACAUGUUUGUAAAAGCCAAAGGAAUCAGAAUCGUCUGAGACAAGUCAUCGUUCUGUUUCGUAAACGGAGAUUUCUGAGGCGUUUUGCUUUCUUUGAAUCCAGUUUCGCAAGUGCUCGGUGCAUCCAUCGCAGCACUCAUAACCGUAGCAGCAGUUUGGUAAUCGCGCGAUAUAACGCUCUUCAAAGCUUCGUU